Messenger RNA from Trichoderma harzianum CBS 226.95, 536 nucleotides. RefSeq lists its product as hypothetical. The record is from RefSeq and is a predicted model, not a curated record. The coding region runs from base 163 to 465 and encodes 100 amino acids. Lineage: Eukaryota; Fungi; Ascomycota; Sordariomycetes; Hypocreales; Hypocreaceae. The transcript has a single exon.
ACACUUAUUAAACGUCUUCUUUUCCCAACCGAAUCGACCAUGAAGAAAAUUUGACUGCUCGGAUCCUCAGGGUCUGUUACUUGCCAGUAUACUUUGUCUGACCUUUACACUCAUUUGCUCACUGCAGAACUUGUUUCUUGCUUGACCAGCUAUGCUAACGCCAUGGCAAUAGAUUUCCAGAUGCCUCGACAUCUUGCUAUCCCAUUUCGAUUCACGACUAACCCUGCAGCUACGACAAUCGUCCCUGAUCAUCGUAUGGUAAGUCUCUUUUCAAUAUACAUAUUACAAUGCUUCAACAUGUGUUUUCAUGAUGAAAUUUCCAUCACUAUUCGCAGUUUCCACUCGAGUUCCGAUGAGCCUUUUUCUGGAACAGAUGAGGGUUAUUACUUCCUUGGAUGUCUGAUUAAACACCUACUUUUUUUUCUCUUUUUUUCCUUAUCGCAAUGUUGGUUUAUCAUGGACUAGCUGAGCCUCAAGCUAACAUUUGCAAAGUUGAACAGGGAUUCCAGAGCUUAUCCGCUCAUCGUAGACAUUCU